AUAAUAUUGCUUCCCCAAAACUUACUGCAUACAGGAUUGUUCACUUUUCUCCCAGGGUCUGACAUGUGCACUUUCCACUAUUUUGAAAGCAACUCUCAAGAUCUAAGUCAUAACAAUUUCUGAAAUAGGUGGACACAAAUUUGAGUGGGACCCUUGGCUAGAGUAUAAAAUUAUGUCACUUUGUAGUAAGAGAAUCUGGCAAACCUUUCCAUGUUCGUAUCUCAACUUACUUUUGCCAUUCGCAUCACUAACAAACAACAACUCUUAGGAAGUAAUUUUUAUGACCCUGGUUUUCAUUGUUUAUGGUCCCUAAAAGGAAAACUAUGACUGCCUAUAAUAAGAAUAAAGAGAAAAUGGAAGUUCUGAUGAACUGAUGGGAUUUCUGAACUUUAAAAGUUAUAUAGGUCUCCAGAAAUAUUCAAGAUUGUCAAAAGUCUGCCAGAUUUUAAUUUCCCUCAAAUGUCGAGGGUUGAAUCAUGUUUUAAAAUUGUACAUCUUCCAUACAUAAAAUGUUCAUACAUAAAAAUGCACAUUUGAUCUUGAUCUCUACUUAUCAGGAUUUUAACGAGACCUGAGCUCUUGAUGACCUUUCUACUGAACUGACAAUCUUUCUUUAUACUCCAAAUAGUUAAUUCAGAAGAUAUUAGUAAGCACUUACCUCUGUAGAGUCUUCUACUAGACACACUGAGGGAAGAAUAAUGGAUGGCAAAAAGACUGUACACAAAAAUUACAGAUAAGCAAUAACAAACAAUAUGAUUUAAUAUCAACAUAUGGUACAACUUGGCAAUACAAAGGUUUAAAAAAGGCAACAUCAUUCAUUAAUGAUAAAAUGAGCAAAUUUCUUAACUCUCUGAAAUAUAUUCUCCAUAUGUCUAAAAUGGUGACUUCUCUCUCAUUAUUAGAUAUGACAAUUCAGUUAGAGUGCUUAUUCAGUAUUUGACACAUGAGCAAAGGCACAGUAACAGUGAGUGUGGAAACCAGGAAUGGUGAUGAAAUCUGUGCCAGCUGCCAAAGUAAUAUUCAAAGGGGAAAACAGAAUCUAGUCCAGGUAACAACAUGAGCAGAGAAAUAGAAAUGGAUAUUUUUAAGAAAAGCAUUUAAUUUUAGCAUUUUAGAAAUUAUGUAUUAUUGUUAGUCUGCUUAAGACCAAAUUACAUAUUAUUAUCUAAUAAUGCAUAAGCCCAUAUUAACUUUCUUUUCAAUAACAACAUAGAAACUGAAUUUAAGAGAUCUUGAACAGAUAACCUAUCUAUUACUUUGGCUUCAGACAGGCAGGAUCAUUUUGAGGUUAUUACUUGCUAUUUGCUUGAGAUGACAACAAAGAAAAAUCAUGGCAAUUUUCAAGAUAUAAAGACCUUUAUUUGGUGGCCAAGCCUCUUUCACUUUAAGGUUAAGAUAACACCUUGAAGUAGCUCCCUCUGGAGGUACCCUACAAGGGCACAAGUAAUUUUGAGGACCUCUUUCCUUUCCCUAGAACUGUCAAUUAUCAUUAAUGUUCCUGACAGUUUGCUUCAUCCAGGGCAUUUGCUGAGUUGGAAGGAGUUACUCUUGAGUGUCUGAUUUAUGGAUAGGGAACAACAGUCAAUGUGAAAACUUCAAUCAAGUAAAUGACUAAAGACACAUCUACUGCCACAAACAACGUCUCUUUGUCCAUCUUGGUAGAUGGAGAUACCAAAUGUUUAUUAGAGUGCAUACAUUGUAAGAAAGACAGGGCUGGGCGUCCCCUCCUCUCUAACAACAGGGUCAGUCGGCCACGCGUGCACCGUAGAGCCUGGGAAACGGGCCCAGCUCGCGCCGGGAGGCGGGCUAAAGCGGCGCGAGCAGCCACGGCGCCCUAUGCUGCGGCCGAGCGUGGGCGCAGGGGCACCUCGGAAGAACUGGUUGUGAGACUUUGAUAUCGUGCGGCCCCACGCGUCGCCCCUCUUGCCCCUCGGAGGAGUCUCCAUCCUUCGCUGCCCCCGCUGCCGUCCAGGAAGGAGUCGAAGACGCCGCAAGGCAGCCGUCACAGCCAUGCCCAAGAAUAAAGGUAAAGGAAGUAAAAAUCAACACAGAGGUAAGAAUGAGAAUGAAUUUGAAAAAAGAGAGCUGGUGUUCAAGGAUGGACCAGAAUAUGCACAAGUAAUCAAAAUGUUGGGAAAUGGACGAUUAGAAGCAAUGUGUUUUGAUGGCGUGAAGAGGUUAUGCCACAUUAGAGGGAAAUUGAGAAAAAAGCUUAGGAUAAAUACCUCAGAUAUUAUUUUGGUUGGUGUACGAGACUACCAGGAUAGUAAAGCUGAUGUAAUUUUAAAAUACAACGCAGAGGAAGCUAGAAGUCUGAAGGCAUAUGGCGAGCUUGGAGACCAUGCUAAGAUUAAUGAAACUGACACAUUUCGUCCUGGAGAUGAUGAUGAAAUCCAGUUUGAUGACACUGGAGAUAAUGAUGAAGACAUUGAUGAUAUCUAAAUUGAA
This is a messenger RNA of Manis pentadactyla (Chinese pangolin), 2448 nucleotides long. Its product is annotated as eukaryotic translation initiation factor 1A, X-chromosomal-like. The transcript has a single exon. NCBI's taxonomy places the organism in Eukaryota, Metazoa, Chordata, Mammalia, Pholidota, Manidae. The coding region runs from base 2011 to 2442 and encodes 143 amino acids. Gene Ontology annotation, biological process: translational initiation. The record is from RefSeq and is a predicted model, not a curated record. Gene Ontology annotation, cellular component: cytoplasm. Gene Ontology annotation, molecular function: translation initiation factor activity; RNA binding.